Oncorhynchus gorbuscha (pink salmon) is the source of this 2256-nucleotide messenger RNA. RefSeq names its product prostaglandin E receptor 1a (subtype EP1) (gene ptger1a). The transcript is spliced from 5 exons. Gene Ontology annotation, cellular component: plasma membrane. Gene Ontology annotation, biological process: inflammatory response; adenylate cyclase-activating G protein-coupled receptor signaling pathway; positive regulation of cytosolic calcium ion concentration. NCBI's taxonomy places the organism in Eukaryota, Metazoa, Chordata, Actinopteri, Salmoniformes, Salmonidae. Gene Ontology annotation, molecular function: prostaglandin E receptor activity; thromboxane receptor activity. The record is from RefSeq and is a predicted model, not a curated record. The coding region runs from base 452 to 1639 and encodes 395 amino acids.
CACGCGUCAGAGAACCUGCGGUACAGCCUAUCCGCAGCAUUGGAAUAUUCCUCGCGCUCACUCUCCGGUCAUGAAACUCCAAUCAAACGGAUUUAAAAGCGAGGAGGGCAAUUCUGUUGGGAAGUUGCUGAACAUUUGUUUUCCGAGAACAGUGGGGAAUAUGAACUCAAUGUCAUCAUCCUGCCGAAGAGAUAUCAUGGAACAAUGGGUCUUCUUUUAGAGUACUUUUAUUCUGCCCCACUCGGUUUAGGAAGACUUUGGUGAAUGUGUUUCGUUUUCAACGGUUUCUUUGGAUUAUAUAGAUACCUGUAUAUCUAUCUGCAAUCUAGAUUUAGAAAAACAAGGCGGACUAUUCCGUUGACAGGGUGGACAUCACCAUUGACUGGAAUUAUUCAUCCCUAUCUGUAAUGCCUCUCUCAGUGAUGGGGUUCCUGACCUUCAAAGCCCAGUGAUGCUAGCCAUGAAUCACUACAACCUCUCCGGGCCCCCGGGGGCCCUAGACCCCGUCUCCAACCUCAGCCAGUGGGACACGGAGAUGGUGGAAAUGGAGAGUCUGGCUCACCAGGGGAACCUCACCUCGGACAGGCCUAUGUCCGGAGGCCCGAUCGCAGCCGCUCUCUCCAUGACCCUGGGCGUCAUCUCCAACAUCGUGGCCUUGUUCAUCCUGGCCAACGCCUACUCCCACCAGCGCCGACGCUCCAAAGCCACCUUCCUCCUCUUCGCCAGCUCCUUGGUACUCACAGACUUUUUUGGGCACAUCAUCCCGGGAGCGCUGGUCCUCCGGCUUUACCUCUCCGGAGGGGUGUUCCCCGAGGCGGUCGCCGCAUCCUCAAACGGCUCGACCGACCCCAUGUGCCAGUUCCUGGGUGGAUCUAUGGUGUUCUUCGGUCUGUGCCCGCUGUUUCUGGGCUGUGCGAUGGCCGCCGAGCGCUGUCUGGGUGUUACGCAGCCACUGCUCCACUCCUCCUUAGUUACUACCACCCGUACCAAGCUGUCCCUCUCUGGUAUCUGGCUGGUGGCCCUCUGCGUGGCCCUGCUGCCCUGUUUCCAUCUGGGGUCAUACACCUACCAGCACCCCAACAGCUGGUGUUUUAUCAAGGUCUUAGCUAACGACACCCAGGAAGCGGACGUAGCCUUUGUUACGCUCUUCUCCGGACUGGGCCUGACGUCGCUGGGGGUGGCCCUGGUGUGUAACACCAUCAGCGGGCUGACCCUGGUUCUGGCCAGGCUGAGACGGAGGCCAUCGGGCUACUCAUCGUCCCACAGCCACCGCUCAGUGGCCAAGAGCCACGAUAUAGAGAUGGUGGUGCAGCUGGUGGGCAUCAUGGUCACGUCCUGUAUCUGCUGGAGCCCUCUACUGAUCUUCGGGCUCAUGUCAGUGAUGCGCUCCUAUAGGGGCUCCAUUGAUAAAGCUGACAUGGCCACCUACGAGACGUUGAAUUUGAUGGGCGUGAGGCUGGCUUCCUGGAACCAGAUCCUGGACCCCUGGGUCUAUAUACUGCUACGUCGGGCCGUCCUCCGCAAGAUCUACCUCAUCACCAAGUGUCAGGCCGAUUUGAAUGGGAGUGUGAUCCGACGCUGGGAGGGGAACUCGUUUCAGAGCAAGAGCUCGGAGAACAGUCCUGUUAACAGGAUAUGAGAUCAUAACCAAGCGCCAGGCCGAUUUGAAGGGGAGUGUGCUGCUACGCUGGGAGUGGAACCCCUUUCAGAGUAAAAGCUUGGAGAAGAAUACAGUCAACAGGAUAUGACUGUGUGACCGACGGUGUUCGAGUGAAUGCCAGAAGAAGACUGCAUUAGCCCACUAAGCUAAAGCUUAGUAUUGACCAGGGAGCCAAAGCAACUCUUUAGGUCUCAGGCAAGGUUACUCAUCAUGCAGCGAGCGUGGUCCUUGGUACUUGUGGUGGUCACCGACAGAAAUUUCUGUUAUCCCGUAUAGUGAAGGAUACGAUGCUCUGAAAAAUGAGGAUUACAUGUUCUUCAGCCAUGGCAGUAUCUCUCGAUCUUCUUUAUCACAGUGACUGGCAAGCUAAGAUCAUCCUCCUUUGGAUAUCUCUUAAAUUAAAACUAGGAAUUGAGUACGGACAUACCUGGUGUCCGAGUACGGUCUAUUGGACCAGUCAGUCUGCAUUAUCCCACAGACGGAGAGUUGGGAAACACAAUACCCCACAGACGGAGAGUUGGGAAACACAUUACCCCACAGAUGGAGAGUUGAGAAACACAUUACCCCACAGAUGGAGAGUUGGGAAACACAUUACC